Folsomia candida is the source of this 2623-nucleotide messenger RNA. RefSeq names its product calcium-binding mitochondrial carrier protein Aralar1. Bases 1291 to 2520 code for a protein of 409 amino acids. The transcript has 8 exons. Gene Ontology annotation, biological process: malate-aspartate shuttle; aspartate transmembrane transport; L-glutamate transmembrane transport. The record is from RefSeq and is a predicted model, not a curated record. Lineage: Eukaryota; Metazoa; Arthropoda; Collembola; Entomobryomorpha; Isotomidae. Gene Ontology annotation, molecular function: L-glutamate transmembrane transporter activity; L-aspartate transmembrane transporter activity.
AGCAAUAUCUGUACAACAAGGUUUAAAUUCUUGAAUACUGAGGGUGCACCGGUAAUAAAAAGCGAACGAUUUUGAUUCGGUUUCGAGGUGAAAGUUUGGUACACAUUAUUGGUGUGCCAUGUGUACGUGCAUUUCACGUUUUUAGCACAGUUUUUUACCUCUUGGACAACUGUGGGUGGGUUAUUUCUUUCUUAACAAAGUUAUUUACUUGUGACACUCUUAGAAAUCUGAUAAUAAAUAAUUUACACUGGAUUUUAAGCAAGAGUGAUAAAUUAUCACGGUUUGGUAAUAAGUUGUCUGGCUAAGCUGUUUGGUAUAAGUUGGUAAUAAGUUGUAAUAAGUUGAUGUGGCCCGCAUGCAGAGAUACUGAUUAACGAAUCUCGAUUAAUGAAUUAAGGAAAUUGAGCUUAAGAAUUAAUUAAUCAAUAACCCCGUAAAAUAUUUUAUGUAACUAAUCUUUAAUCUUUAAUCCAGAUAAAAAUUUUGAAUGGAAUUAAAGAUGGUAAAAAAAUAUCACCCAGAACUAUAUCAAUAUAUACUCGAUUACUGCAUUGUAGAAUUACAGGUUUAAAUUUUUUUAAAGGGUCCCCAGAUUUCUUAGAGUGUACCACUAUUAGUUCAAGUCUGGUAAAUCGGUGCGUUCCCUUAUUAUAAAAAUUUUAUAGCCAAAACACAACCACGAUUAUGUAAGAUUAUCUAUCCGUCGCUUUUUAACCAUUCACCCUCUGUUCAGUACUGUCAUACAUAUUUUGUCUCAUUUUAAUAUUUUUGAUCAUUAUGUAAAUGUCUUAUGAAACUCCUCUCUCUUGUCCAAUUUUGCCCAGCAAGUUCAACUUGCUCCGCACUCUCAGGCCAGCCGUCAGCCAGCACGGAAGCCAAAUUAGUCACUCUUCAACAAUCAAUUCAAUACAUUUAUGAGAGUCAAUUCGGUCUUAAUCUGUAAACCAUUAGUUUUUCUUGACCAUUAAAUUGUAACUUAACAUCAAAAUUAAAACGCCCCCAUUUGUGCUUUACACAUUAUUAACAUCAAAGUUUUCCACUAUUCACAAUUACACAUAUAACAUCCUCAUCCAAAGUCACACAAUUACCAUUCACAGACCACACCCUUCUUCACCCUCUGUAUUUAAGGGCUUUAAAUAACUCAGCGUAUGAUGAGUGCAGCAAGCCCAUGCAAAUAAAUAGAUAAAACUGCCCAGAAAAUCCGAAGAAUAAUCGUGCCGUCAAUAUUGUGCUAGACUUUAACAAACGAGUUUGAAUCCUUUCCACAAGUUUCCGAAAACACUAUUUACUAUGACACAAAUCAAGAAACACCUAUUAACCAAAGAGGUUCAAGACAAUCUUAUGAAAAUGUCUGAAAAGUUAUCUCUUAUCAGUAAUAUGGCAUUGGUCAAACAAAUUUAUCUCAAUGCGACGGGAAUGGAAUUAACGAAAGAAGAAUUUCUCCACGUGGCGCGAAUCAUGUCGCCGUUCGUGACAGCGUUGGAUGUCGACAUUUUAUUCUUAUUGUGCGAAUCACCCCAUACAAAAACUGGUCAAAUUAAGAACCCUGAUGCACACGGAAUCCAACCAGAACACUAUUUGAACCUUGUAAGGAAAACAUUUGCGGAUUUGAAAGCCUUUGAAAGACCGGAAUAUCGCGUGGUUGGAGAGGUUAUUCCGGAAGGUGUAGUCCGAUUCACGGUGGGGGCCUUGGCGGGGGUUGUCGGAGCCACCGCCGUUUUUCCGGUUGACGUGGUUAAAACCAGGAUGCAAAAUCAGAGGAGCGGAAGAGGAGAAUUAAUGUACAGAUCAAGUAUUGACUGUUUUGGUAAAGUUAUACGACACGAAGGAUUUGGAGGCAUGUACCGAGGCCUUGUCCCACAACUGGUGGGAGUCGUGCCUGCAAAGGCGAUUAGAUUGAGGGUCAAUGACUUCGUUCGAGAUAAAUUGAAAAAGAAAAAGAAAAAUACGAUGCCGAUCUGGUGUGAAGUGAUGGCCGGUGCGUCCGCUGGGGCGAGUCAAGUUGCCGUUACGAACCCGGUUGAAAUUGUAAAAAUUCGGUUACAAGUUGCCGGUGAAAUGCAUAUUCGAGGGAAGAUUGGUGGGUGGAGCGUCCUUAAAGAGUUAGGAUUCUCGGGAUUGUAUAAGGGCUCUGCGGCAUGUUUUCUUAGAGAUGUCCCCUUCUCGGCGAUCUUCUUCCCCGUGUACGCUCAUGCUAAAGUGAAAUUUCAAACCGAUACUGGUCACAACGCCCCGUGGACAUUGUUCAUAUCUGGAAUUAUUGCGGGUGUUCCGGCCGCUGGUCUCGUUACACCGGCGGAUGUGGUCAAAACUCGGUUGCAAGUUGUACCCCUGGCUGGACAAACUAGUUACACCGGAGUUAUCGAUGCAGUCCGCAAAAUUUGGAGGGAAGAAGGCGGGAAAGCUUUCUGGAGUGGGGCGGGUGCUCGUGUGAUACGAUUUGCUCCACAAUUUGGUGUGACAUUGGGUGCGUAUGAAGUUCUUCAAAGAUUUUGCGACGUUGAUUUCGGGGCGAGAUGAUAUAAUAGUUUAAUUGGGUUCGUGGUUUUGUGGGUUUAAUUGUGUUUGGUAUUUAGUAUUUUUCUUAUACAUGUAUCUAUGAAUAAAAUACUGCUAAGGUUCC